AGCAAACAUGGGCAAGUUAAUCUGGACAGGGGGGUUAUUAAUUUAUUUAUUGAACACUUUUCACUUGAUGUUUGAUCUCUUCAACCCCAGCUAAUAUGCCUAUAUAGUAUGGCUGGUAAUUUGCAAUAUACUGUAACAUUGAGCCAUGAUUUGUCUUCGUUGGAAUGUAAGAUGAGAGGUGCUCUAUUUACUCUUGGCAGGUAUUAUCACGAUUAGGGCACAUGUCAUAUGAUAUUUUAGGGUCACAGAUCUUACAAACUGGAAUCCCAGCAUCAAAAGCUAACCUCAUUGGAACUACGGAGGUUUCUUUUGCAAGCUUGGCAGAAUCUAUAAUGUUUGGGGUUGCUAUACUUGCAAACGAUGUCUCAAAUUUUGGGUUUUUAGCAAUGCUCUCUGUCCUUUCAGUAGUUAUUGCCGCAUUGCUAUAUUGCAGAUGGUUGGCAAAUCCCACAGACACACAAAGGAGUCUUUUCUCGUUUGACCCACACUUCUUGCAUUAAUGUUCAGGCAUGCUAUACCUCACAUGUCAACCUACCAUCUGAGCGUGCAAUGCUGAAUACCUAAGUGUGCCACAACUAUUUGCUAUGAGCCCGUUUUGAUAAUCUCCUCUCUCUCUCCCUCCCCCCGCCGGAGAAAGAACUUGAAAUGGCCGCGCCGGAGAAAGAACUUGACACCACUGGUGACAAUAAUAUAUGAAUUUGUAUACACACAAACGAUAAUUGUCUGUGAACUUAGUUAUAGACGACUAUCAUUUAUGUGUACAAAUUCACACACAUUGUCAGAGGCGGAUCCAACUUGCUCCUAGUGGAUUUUUUUAAAAAAAAAUACUCCGCAAUUAGUAGUUUUAUUACUCAUUUGUUAACAAAAAACUCAAUAUUUU
Cuscuta campestris is the source of this 880-nucleotide messenger RNA. The record is from the annotation of a GenBank genome assembly. NCBI's taxonomy places the organism in Eukaryota, Viridiplantae, Streptophyta, Magnoliopsida, Solanales, Convolvulaceae.